This is a messenger RNA of Trichosporon asahii var. asahii CBS 2479, 327 nucleotides long. RefSeq lists its product as uncharacterized. The record is from RefSeq and is a predicted model, not a curated record. NCBI's taxonomy places the organism in Eukaryota, Fungi, Basidiomycota, Tremellomycetes, Trichosporonales, Trichosporonaceae. Bases 1 to 327 code for a protein of 108 amino acids. The transcript has a single exon.
AUGUCCCCGUCAGACACUAAAGCAUCAGCCUUCCCCGACCAGAAGAGGUCCGCCGACGAAAUGGACAACACCAGCAGCGACGAAGAGAAGCCCGACGUCUCCUCCUACGAUCCCUCCCCUUCUCCGCCUGCGCGCGGCAAGGGUAAGGCAAAGCGUUCCAACAACACCCGCUCGCCCAAGAAAGCCAAGACCACCGAAGCGAAUGGCGAUUGGAGCGCCGACGCACGCGGCACGAUUGUCAAGUAUAUCUUCGACCGUGGGACGAAUGGCCUCAACUACGCGGAGCUGUCUGCUCUGGUACGGCGACUGCCUUUAAGCGGAAAGUGA